Molecule: messenger RNA, 357 nt
Organism: Ostertagia ostertagi
Lineage: Eukaryota; Metazoa; Nematoda; Chromadorea; Rhabditida; Trichostrongylidae
Source: the annotation of a GenBank genome assembly
AUGAUUGCCGGCGGCCUCACCGCAGUGUUUCAAAUGACCGUCACAACUCCUAUGGAGCUGUUGAAAAUCCAGAUGCAAGACCAAGGGCGUACUGCAGUCAAAGGUGAGAAAAAGUUAACAGCACUCAGUGUCGCCAGAAAUCUCGUUCGACAGCAUGGCAUUGCUGGUUUAUACAAGGGCCUAAACUCCACACUUGCACGUGACGUCACAUUUUCAAUGAUCUACUUCCCACUGUUCGCUCAUCUCGAUUCACUGGGACCACGUAAAAAAGGUGGCUGCGGUGACGCUGUUGCCUGGGUGUCGUUCCUGGCGGGGCUGGUGGCUGGAGGUGCUUCUGCAUUCAUUGUCACUCCGUUC